AAAACAUCUGAGGCAGUACAACAACACUACAUCUACGACCUUUUACAUUGCACAAUUUACAUUUUCACAUCUAAACAUCAGCCAUAUACCAAUUGAUCAGUAUGGCACCUCUUAAAGUUGGCGACUCCCUACCCGAGGGCGUGAAGUUCGAAUGGGCGCCCAUCACAGAUGCUGAUCCCACCGCCUGCGGUCUGCCCCAAGAGUACGAUGCCUCCAAGGAAUGGGCGAACAAGAAGGUCGUCCUGUUCAGCGUUCCAGGUGCCUUCACACCUGGCUGCCAAGCGCGCCAUCUGCCUCCUUAUAUAGAGAACGUCGACAAGUUUCGCCAGAAGGGUGUAGAUAUUAUUGCGACGAUUGCAUCGAACGAUGCUUGGGUCAUGAAUGCCUGGGGCAAGGUCAAUGGUGUCAAGGGGGAUGAUAUCCUAUUCCUUAGCGACACGAAGACUUUCUUCUCCAAGCAGCAUGGCUGGCCUGCAGGUAUGGGAGAUCGCAAUGGUCGCUGGGCUAUGAUCUUCGACCAUGGUAAGGUUACCUACGCCGAGAACGAGAAGAGCGCCGGCGAGGUUACGGUCUCCGGUGCCGAGGCCACGCUUGCUAAAUUGUAAGCGAAUAGAACUUACGGCAUCUCUCUCCGGAGUACUUGAAACAGAGAGCGUGCUAUCAACUUCAUAGAUGGCUAGACUGCUACCUCUUAGAAGAGGGCAAUAGACAUGACCCAAAAUGAAAUCAAAAGAUGAAGAAGCGUU
Cucurbitaria berberidis CBS 394.84 is the source of this 746-nucleotide messenger RNA. RefSeq names its product AhpC/TSA family protein-like protein. Lineage: Eukaryota; Fungi; Ascomycota; Dothideomycetes; Pleosporales; Cucurbitariaceae. Gene Ontology annotation, biological process: hydrogen peroxide catabolic process; cell redox homeostasis; cellular response to oxidative stress. Gene Ontology annotation, cellular component: peroxisome; mitochondrion; cytoplasm. Bases 102 to 605 code for a protein of 167 amino acids. The transcript is spliced from 5 exons. The record is from RefSeq and is a predicted model, not a curated record. Gene Ontology annotation, molecular function: thioredoxin peroxidase activity.